CCCCGACGUGUGUUGCAGUUCACACAAGCUCUCUGCAAGCGACCUUCAGUGCAGAGGGCUUCCGCCGUAGAUUGCCACCGUCCCGCCACCACACACGCCAUGGGGGAGAGGCGGUGCUUUGUGACGACUUGUUUCCAUAUCCAAGGCCAUGGAUGUACGCGCAAUGCAUGUGGGAAGGGCGGUCCGGUAGUCAUGGUGCAUGGCGGGGCAAUGCUGCCCAUGCACAGCGCUGUUGUGACACGUGGGGGUUGUCGUGUCUCAUGGUUUUCGUCGAUGCGUCCAUCUGUUUGUGUGGUGCAGGUUGGAAGGACGGCAAACCAUACAACUACGUUAGCGGUGCGCACCAAGGUACACAACGCGCAGCGCACUGAAAGAGGCGGUGAGAUACAUAGCAUUUCCGCCUCUUUCAUCGUCUCCUGUGUGAACGUGCAGGAGCGCGACGCAUUGCGGGCGGUGUGGGACGAAGUGCGGGAGGUAAAGACUUAAUCAACACACACUGCAUAUUGGAGUGCGCGUGACAUCGUGUUGUGUCCCUUUGUGUGGGUUUGCAAUGCAGGUGUCGCUGAUUUGUGCGGAGGCGGUCAAGAAGAGCUAUGGGGAGGCGAAAGAGGCCAUGUACAGGCCCUGGCUGCAUGCCGCCUUCACCAAGUUGCACGCCCUCAACCUCACCCAGUUCGACAAGAUCAUGCUGCUCGAUGCCGACACGCUCGUCAACCCAUUCAUGGUGAUGAAGGAGUCGGCCGCCCGCAUCCAGGCGCGCGUCGAGAAGCUCUUCAGUGUGAGGACCCCUGCAGGUAGGUAGGUGGGGUGGAUGUGCUGAUUGAUGACAAUUUGAUGUGGAUGGCUUGUGAUGUGAUGCUCCUCUGCGUUGUAUGUUGAUCAUGCAGGCUUGUGUUCGGACACGUUGGGUGGCGCUCAGGUGCACGGCACGCCGGUGUCAGAGGAGCAACUGAAGGAUGCCAAGGACAAAGGCUGGGGGAUGAGGGGGUGUAUCAUGGCGCUCAAGUAAGACAGAUCGGUGAGAUGGGCAAGUGUGUGGUGGGUGGAUGCGCCUUGCAGGCCGUCGCGCGAUUUGUUCGACAACUGCCUAGGAGAGCUCUCCAGCGUUAGAUCAUUAGUCAAGGGGCGCAUCGGGCGAUAUGGAGACAAAGACAAAUUCAUAGGUGCGUCCACAUCUAUAUCUAAGACUUGCUGCAGUGCGUGAUGCCUGUCCAUGUGUGUGUGGUUGGCAGGCCCGGACGAGUUGUUCUUCUCUACGGUGCUGCAGGACUGGCACCACCUGACCCCCAACGCGUGUGUCACCUCCUGGCACCUCAAAGAGGAAAGUGAGCGAAACGAGACACACAUCUAUAUGGAGGGCUGUAUAUGUCUCCUCUCUUUGGUCUGGUGGUGUGCCCAGACGAGACCAAGGCCUUCUUUCUGCACAUCGUGUCCGAGAAGGUGUUCAUGCCUCAGUUUGGCAAGAGGUGGCCCGAUUAUGGUAGGUUACGGUGGGCGGUGCGAUGGUUGUUAUGUGAGUGUGUGGGGGUUUGUUGCGGCCCUCAGACUUCUGGCUCAAGUGGGCCAUUCAGUGCCGCGACGACCAUCCUGAGACGCGCCUCUGGCUAGGCCACAUCAUCGAACGCACCAUAAAGGUAUGCUCGAUAUACGAAACAAGAAAACCGGCCGACACACCAGAUGGGGGAUGACAUCAUUGCUCUGUUUUCCAUUCUCAGGAGCCCAUUACGUAUCACCCCAUGUACCGCUGGCCAUUCGACCCUCUGGACAAGCCGAUCAAACGGUUUCGCGAGGCCAUCGCACAGGGGUACCCUCACUGAUGGGCAGCGGCAGCAGGGAGGGAGACACUCAGACGCACAGACUAUUGUGCGUGAGACAGACAGACAGAUUGGUGUGGUGGGAGUGGGGUGCAGUCGUGUGGGUGCCGAUUUCCAGUACAUGCCCAUGUAGAGAUGGAC
This is a messenger RNA of Vitrella brassicaformis, 1955 nucleotides long. The record is from the annotation of a GenBank genome assembly. NCBI's taxonomy places the organism in Eukaryota, Vitrellaceae.